Messenger RNA from Panicum virgatum (switchgrass), 1449 nucleotides. Its product is annotated as mitochondrial amidoxime reducing component 2-like. The transcript is spliced from 8 exons. The coding region runs from base 125 to 1099 and encodes 324 amino acids. The record is from RefSeq and is a predicted model, not a curated record. Lineage: Eukaryota; Viridiplantae; Streptophyta; Magnoliopsida; Poales; Poaceae. Gene Ontology annotation, molecular function: molybdenum ion binding; catalytic activity; pyridoxal phosphate binding.
UGAAAUGGGCUCAGAUUUUUUUUUUUGAAAGAAAUGGGCUCAGAUUUACCCUGUGCCGCUACCUGCAAGCUGACCUGCAGUACUCUGCUCUGCUGCGCCCGCCUUGCCUGCCCCAGCCGACCCAAUGGAGAAGGCUGCCUCAUUCCUCUCCUCGCUCCUCGCCGGCGGCGGCGAUGCCAGGGCGCCGGCUGCCACGGUAACGUCCGUCCUCGUGUACCCCAUCAAGUCCUGCAGAGGCAUCUCCGUGCCCCAGGCCCCCAUCACCGCCACUGGGUUCCGGUGGGAUCGGCAGUGGAUGCUCGUCAACUCCAAGGGGCGAGGCUGCACCCAGAGGGUGGAGCCCAAGCUCGCGCUCAUCCAGGUGGAGUUGCCGCCGGAGGCCUUCGCCGAGGACUGGCAGCCCACGCCCGAGGACCACAUGGUUGUCAGAGCUCCUGGAAUGGAACCAUUGAAGAUCCCUCUUGCUUCAGAAUGCGCCACAAUCUAUGAUGUAUCUGUUUGGGAGUGGUCUGGCUCUGCUUAUGAUGAAGGACCUGAAGCAGCCGAAUGGUUUUCCACUUUCCUUGGGAACCCAACUCGACUGGUGCGCUUUAAAGAAGAGUCGGAAACUAGACUAACCGACCCUGACUACGCACGAGGUUAUAGAGUUACGUUUUCUGAUGGCUACCCUUUUCUGAUAACCUCCCAGGGUUCACUGGAUGCGCUAAAUGAGAAACUCGAAGAUCCUGUACCAAUUAACCGCUUCAGACCAAAUAUUUUAGUGGAGGGAUGCCACCCAUAUGCAGAGGAUCUAUGGAAAACAAUAAAGAUAAAUAAGCUAACAUUUGGAGGUGUGAAGUUAUGCGGCCGUUGCAAGGUGCCUACAAUCAAUCAAGACACUGGAAUACCUAGCCCUACUGAACCAACUGAAACGCUGCAGAAAUAUCGGUCCGGAGAAGUGCUGCUUCCAAGCCACAAAAAUAAACGUCAGGUGUACUUUGGGCAAAAUGCAGUCUGCAAGGAAUCCCUGUCAGCUAAUGGCGAAGGAAGGAUCAUCAAGGUUGGCGAUCCUGUUUAUGUCACGAAGUCGUUCUCUUCAUCUGGUCAAGUGCCAGCCUGAGUGACUGAAUCAAGACUACGUAACAGCCACUUCUACCUAGGGGUGGUAAUGGACUAUGGCCCUAGUGAUUACUUCACAGUUCAGUCCUUAAUUUUUUUAACUCAAAAUUAUAUAAGGUUGGAGCCUGGCUUUUUUUAGGACCUGACUCUUAGACUAUCUGGAUCAAAUUUGACGGUCCAUUACCACCCUACUCUGUCCCCUGAAUCGAAGAACAUAAUGUAUAUAUUUACAUAAAGUAUAUGAUCCAAACAUUUGUACAAAUCCCACUAAUUUGGAUCGCGGUUAUUAAUCGUGAUCCGAAUUGGAGGGUUAUUAUAUGUAAAUUGUUAUACGGUCCCUCCUUUCCGGCA